This is a messenger RNA of Hippopotamus amphibius kiboko, 957 nucleotides long. RefSeq names its product olfactory receptor 51G2-like. The transcript has a single exon. The record is from RefSeq and is a predicted model, not a curated record. Gene Ontology annotation, molecular function: G protein-coupled receptor activity; olfactory receptor activity. Gene Ontology annotation, biological process: G protein-coupled receptor signaling pathway. Gene Ontology annotation, cellular component: membrane. Lineage: Eukaryota; Metazoa; Chordata; Mammalia; Artiodactyla; Hippopotamidae. The coding region runs from base 1 to 957 and encodes 318 amino acids.
AUGGAAGGCUCCAACCACACCUCCUCCUUCCUCCUGACAGGCCUCCCAGGCCUGGAGGCUGUGCACACCUGGCUCUCCAUCCCUCUGUGGGCCAUGCACGUGGCAUCUCUGGCAGGAAACAGCCUGAUCCUGUGGGUGGUGAGCUCAGAGCCCUCCCUGCACCAGCCCAUGUACUGCUUCCUGUCCAUGCUGGCUGUGACCGACCUGGGCCUGUCUGCCUCCACCCUGCCCACCAUGCUCCCCAUCCACAUGCUGGGCAUCAGGGAGGUGGCACUGGACGUGUGCCUGGCCCAGCUCUUCUUCAUCCACACCUUCUCCAACAUGGGGUCCUCUGUGCUGCUGACCAUGGCCUUUGACUGCUUUGUGGCCAUCAGCAGCCCCCUGCGCUAUGGCGCCAUCUUCACGGGUCCCAGGAUGGCCGGGCUGGGCCUGGUCGUUGUGGUGCGCAGCGUCGGUCUCCACAUCCCGGCCCCCAUCAUGCUGAAGAUGCUGCCUUACUGCAGGACCUGCCUGCUGUCCCACUCCUACUGCCUGCACCCAGAUGUCAUGAAGCUGGCCUGUGCCGACACCCACAUCAACAGAGCCUAUGGUCUCUUUGUGGUGCUGUCCACGCUGGGGGUGGACGCUGUGCUCAUCGUCCUCUCCUAUGGGCUCAUCCUCCAGACAGUGCUGUCCAUUGCCUCCAAGGCUGAGCGCCUCAAAGCCCUCAACACUUGUGUCUCCCACAUCUGUGCUGUGCUGCUCUUCUACACACCUAUGAUUGGCCUGUCCAUGAUCCACAGAUUUGGGAGGCAGGCUUCCCCUUCCAGCCGUGUGUUGCUCUCUUAUCUGCACUAUCUCACACCUCCAGUGCUCAACCCCAUUGUUUACACUAUCAAAACCAAGCAGAUCCGACUUAGGAUGCUGCGUCUCUUCCAGUGCAAUAGAAAUAGCAAUAGGGACAAAGGGCAUGAUUAA